This is a messenger RNA of Gadus chalcogrammus (walleye pollock), 6851 nucleotides long. RefSeq names its product mitogen-activated protein kinase kinase kinase 1, E3 ubiquitin protein ligase (gene map3k1). The transcript is spliced from 18 exons. The coding region runs from base 1 to 3693 and encodes 1230 amino acids. Gene Ontology annotation, molecular function: ATP binding; protein serine/threonine kinase activity; zinc ion binding. Gene Ontology annotation, biological process: protein phosphorylation. NCBI's taxonomy places the organism in Eukaryota, Metazoa, Chordata, Actinopteri, Gadiformes, Gadidae. The record is from RefSeq and is a predicted model, not a curated record. Gene Ontology annotation, cellular component: cytoplasm.
AUGGAGAGUCCACCUGGGACCCAGGGAGUGGACUGGGCCUUCACAGGACCGCCGCUGGGGCUGCUGGCACAAGGGCACGCUGGUCCCUGCCAGCGCCCAAACAACUGUUUUAACAUGGCCAGACUUCAUGCUGGCUCUCUUGUUGCCGUGCAGUUUCAAAGUGGCCGAGUCACCCCCCCACGGAGAGCCCCGUCCCCCGACGGCUUCUCUCCCUACAGUCCCGAGGAGACGAGUCGGCGCGUGAACAAGGUCAUGAGGGCCCGUCUCUACCUGCUCCAGCAGAUAGGACCCAACUCGUUUCUCAUUGGUGGAGACAGCCCCGACAACAAGUACCGUGUUUUCAUUGGCCCACAGACUUGUAGCUGUGUCCGAGGAGCCUUCUGCAUCCAUGUCCUGUUCGUCAUGCUCAGGGUUUUUCAGCUGGAGCACUCCGACCCUCUGCUCUGGAGAAAGACGCUCAGGAACUUUGAGGUGGAGAGCUUGUUUCAGAAGUAUCACACCCGGAGAAGCUCCCGGAUCGAGGCCCUGUCUCGCAGCACCUCCCAAAAGACUGUGUCAAACUCCCCCAGCACAAGUACAUCAGGCAUUCCCAUCCCCACUAACGAAAACGGUUUGAAGAAUGAGGAGGAGCAGAUGUGUCCCAUUUGCCUGUUGGACAUGCUGGAUGAGGAGAGUCUAACGGUGUGUGUGGAGGGCUGCAGGAACAAACUUCACCACCAUUGCAUGUCCAUUUGGGCAGAGGAAUGUCGGAGAAACCAAGAAAGCCUUAUCUGCCCGCUGUGUAGAGCCAAGUGGAAGUCUCACGAUUUUUGCAGCCUUGAGUCCUCGGUGUCUAGCGAGGCUUCCUCAGGCCAUAAACAUUCCCAACCGUCAUCAUCCUCCUUUCAAAAUGUCCACCCUGGGGCUUCCUCACAAGAAGGGCCGUUCAGCCUUCCCAACUACACCGCUCAACAGAUACCUCAGUCAUACAAAGAGCUGGCUGAGCCAUGGAUUAAGGUGUUCGGGAAGGAACUUGUGGAGUACCUGUUCUCCCGAAACUGGAACAUCCGGGAGAUGGCCCUCCGAAGCCUCGCGCGGGACGUCAGCCGGUCGCUGGUCCUGGCCCACGCCGAGCGCCAUCCCGGGGCGGUGCAGGGAGCCACGGCGACCAGGAUGGGCCAUGGUCCCACUCCGAUGUCACGAGACGUGGUGCUGAGGUCCUGCUGCAGUGUCCUGUCGAUGGUGUGCGCCGACCCCGUCUACAAAGUCUAUGUGGCUGCCGUGAAAACCUUGAGGGCUAUGCUGGUGCACACCCCGUGCCAUUCGGUCUCUGAAUGUGCGAGCCUACAGCAGCUUCUCCAGCCCGUCAUGGAGACCAUCCUGGUGAAGUGUGCAGAUGCCAACAGUCGUACCAGUCAGCUGUCAGUAUCCACUCUUCUUGAAUUGUGCAAGGGCCAAGCUGGAGAGUUGGCCACGGGAAGAGAAAUCUCCAAAGCAGGUUCUGUCGGUGUUGGCGGGGUGGACUUUGUGCUGAACUGCAUCAUGGGGAUUCAGACGGAGGCUAAUAACUGGCCAGGUCUCCUGGGACGCUUGAACCUGAUUGAAAGGCUCUUGUUGGAGUUCCCAGCUGAUUUCUAUCCACACAUCAUCUCCGGAGGAACGUCCUCCAAGCAGACUCAAAACAUUGUCGAGCGGUACCAGAAGCUGCUCCCUUUGCUCAGUUUUGCCCUAAAAUCCAUCGAUAACUCACACGCAAUGGUCGGGAAAAUGUCCCGCCGUGUAUUCCUGAGCGCGGCACGAAUGGUGACCCACGUGCCACAAGUCUUCAUCAAGCUCCUGGACAUGCUCAGUGUCACCAGCUCCACCCACAACGCCCGCAUGCGUUGCCGCCUUUUGGCGAUGGCCGAGGAGAUGGACAUCUUGGAUCAAAUUAACAUUGACCCUCAGAGCGUGGACAGAAUGAGCCUGGGACAGGAGCAGGCCGGUGGCGCUCUCUUUAAACCCUCUGCACUACAGAACAAACUCGACGUCUCCAUGACCGGACACACUCUCGUUGGCAAGGUGGGAGAAUGUCACGAGGAGACCAUCACGGAGAAACUAGCUGCCACGUCUCUCAGCGGAUAUCACAACAAGCUCUCCAUCGCCACCAUUGGUGGCUUCCAAGCCGGGAACCAAAAGCCUUCAGCUCAGAUGGGAAACAGUCUCCAAGACCACCGUCUGAACGGCCUUACCUCAAAUCCCACGUGUCCUCUUUCUUUAAGUUCCACGUCUCAAGCCCCCUUGUCCUACUUUAGUCCCAGCAAGUUCCCUGCCGCGCUCCCUCCUUCCAGCCAGCUUUAUAAACCAAAGUGCUCCCACGCGGGCUCCGCCUCUUCCGUGCACAAGGCCUGCCCGGCACCCCCUGUCUCGUGUAAAGACGAGAUAGAGCUGGUUCUGCACUGCGCCGACCAGCACACCGACACCCUCGGGACGAGGAGCGUCGACAACACCGUCGUCAUGAACGAGGAUGUGUGUUUCAUUCCGGUUCAGGAGGACCUCUGUCCCUCGGACACCGUGGUGGACCUCCACACGUCCUUGAAGGACGUCCUCGGUUUUGAUCUGUCGAUGUCGGGGGACGCGCUCCGCUCGGGGUCGACGGUCUUUGCCCCGGUACAGCGAGACAAGCAGGACUCUAACACGUACGGUGACCACGUGUCCGAGAGUCAGAAGUGCAAGGCGAAGAUCGAGGCGGAGGAAGAGGAGGCCUUAACCUUGGUGAUGGAGAUGUCGAAAUCCCAAGACGCCCUGCCCAUCAUUCCUCAGCUUCAAGUUGAAAAGGACGGCGACAUCAUCAUCAUGCAGACCCCAGGGACUCUGACUGGCCAUACCAAAGCAAAGCAACCCUACAAAGAGGGCAACGAGUGGAUCAAGGGUCAGCAGAUUGGCCUGGGGGCCUUCUCAUCCUGCUACCAGGCCCAAGACGUCGACACUGGCACCCUCAUGGCGGUUAAACAGGUGACCUACGUGCGGAACACGUCCUCUGAGCAGGAGGAGGUGGUGGGGAUCUUGAGGGAGGAGAUCAGAAUGAUGGGCCAUCUGAAUCACUCCAACAUCAUCCGUAUGCUGGGCGCCACCUGUGAGAGGAACAACUACAACCUCUUCGUGGAGUGGAUGGCCGGGGGAAGCGUGUCUCACCUGCUGAACAAGUACGGAGCCUUCAAGGAGACUGUGGUCAUCAACUACACAGAACAGCUGCUCCAAGGCCUUGCAUACCUCCACGAAAACCAGAUCAUUCACCGCGACAUCAAAGGGGCCAACCUGCUCAUCGACAGCACUGGGCAGAGGCUGCGGGUGGCCGAUUUUGGCGCGGCUGCCCGCCUUGCAUCAAAGGGGACGGGGGCGGGGGAGUUUCAAGGCCAGCUGCUGGGAACCAUUGCCUUCAUGGCUCCUGAGGUGCUUCGGGGGCAGCAGUACGGCCGGAGCUGCGACGUAUGGAGCGCCGGCUGCGCCAUCAUCGAGAUGUCCUGCGCCAAGCCCCCCUGGAACGCAGAGAAACACUCCAACCACCUGGCGCUCAUAUUCAAGAUCGCCAGUGCGACCACCGCCCCGUCGAUCCCACCCCAGCUCUCCCCGGGGUUAAGAGACGUCACUCUGCGCUGUCUGGAACUGAAGCCCUCUGACAGACCGGGCUCCAGGGAACUGCUCAAACAUCCCAUAUUCCGGAGAAACUGGUAGCACCCUUUUUACACAUUUCAACUGAACAUUUACACGGCACAUCGUUAUCGCUCUAGGUUAGAUUUGUUCAACGGGCCUUUCGUCAACACAAGUUUUAAGGUGCAACUAAAAAAAAGUCUAUUUUUGGAGGUUUCAAAUAAGAUGUUAUUGAAACAUUGUGCCUACUGUUAGGUGUGCAGUUUUGGUAAACUGUAGGUGGUUGUUACAAUAAUUGGAGUACAAAUUUGUCUAUUUUCAUAAAUAUUUUAUAUAAAUCCUAGUUUUAUUUUUGGUAGAUACUGGAGAAUGCGCAAGAUUGUAAUUAAAUGCAUUAUCAAGUCUAGAAACCAUAGUUUGCGCUUCAUAGAUGAAUUGAGGCAUCCUUAUGGGGUAGCUUUAUGGUUACACAAACACACACACAUAUUUCUUUCUGUGUGUAAAUCAGUUAUUUGUCAAUGAAUGAAUUGUAUGCAAUCAUUUAUACUUUAAAUGCAUUCAAUAUGCAAAUAGACAGAACUGAAACCACUUCACAUAUUAAGUUGUCAAACGAGCGACAACGUUUUUUUUUUUUUUUCAAUGUUUAGCCAUCUGUCUUUAACUGGUACUGUUUGGCCAGAGUUUUAAGCUUUUUUUUUUCCUCAAUCAUUUCCGUUAUUGUUUGCCUUGCUACCGUGGUAGCAUUGUAGUAACCAAGAAGAACUGUUAAGGAAACCAUAUAUGUGGCAAACAUUAGGAUGCUGCCCACAGGUGACUGUUGGGCACGUUGAAGCCAAAUGUAUACAUAUGUAUUCUUAUAAAUGUACUCUUAGUGUUUGAGGUAGAGAACUCUGUUUCAAGCAGACUUAUCUGGCUGUGCCUGUAUGCUCUAUAAUCCUUAAGUUCCUCAUAAAUCUAUUGUAUUGGUGCUUUAUGCUGAUAAAAUGUGAUGCUUCAUUCUAAUAUUUUUUAUUAAGAGUCUAUUUUUCAUUUAGUAUUAUUUGCAAGAGGCGUAUAAAAAAAAUGAUACAAUAUUUUAAUCGGGGAAAAGGAUUUUCUUAACUUAUUUCUAGUUCUUGAUGCUGUCAAUCAUUACAGCAUCCACGAAACACUACUGAGACAUGAGUGAUAGCAAAGAUACAAAUCUAUAUAUUUUUUUUCCUACAAAUUAUAAAAUAUCUUUAAUUUUCUUCCAUACACUUAUGUGGCGUAAUGUGUGAUUGUUUUUUGUGUAAAUAUUUUGGAUGUGUUGGAUACCUAGCAUAACUUCUAACGGUAAGAUUCCUACCGGGGAUACUCACUGAGGUUGGAUUAAAGUUAAUAUCGUACCUUUUGAAUUGAGAGAAUCACGGGUAUGUAGAACAUAUGGAUAAUGAAUAUAAUUUUGACUGGACUAUCCUCUUGAAUUGGAUUUAAGAGUAUUCCAUACUUGUAUGAACUAUACAAUUUUUUAAUUAGGAUUUGGAAUAUGUGGAUGUCAUUGUUUUACUUACAUUCCACUCUUAUUACAAUCAGACUUUCAAUAUAUAGUACGUGUCUCAAAUUAUUUGCGUGAUGCCUUUCUAUUUUUUAUUUGAAGUUUGCAAACUUUAAAAAAAACAUUUCAAAUAAAACACAAGAUGGCGCCUAACACAGGUUAUGCAACUUGUAUUUCUGCACAAAUCUAUGCGAGAAGAUUUUACUUGUCAUAGUUUGUGUGGAAAAUGAACCCACAAUUAUCUUUAGUUUUUUUAGAAAUGAACUGGAAAAGAAAUGUCAAGUAUUAUUUACAUUUUUUUGAUCAUUACUCGUAUGUAAAACCUCAACGUGUUUUCUAAACCUCCUUUCUCCGUUGCUUUCAGUCAAAUUGCUUGUCCAUGGUUGUUUUUAUUAUUAAUAUUCUAUUCCUAAAUGUGAUGCAUUUCUGGGUCAUUUUUGCCCCGAGCUAGAUUGUAUUGAGAAAAAAAAUCAUUCAACUACUGGACUACCAUUGUGUGGUAUUUUUUUAUAUUAAACAUAUUGUUGUUUUUUUUAUUGGUUUUGACUACCUCAGGUUUCAUAUAAAGUCUACCAAAGUUCUUUGUCACUUCAAUUGCUUUCAUGUAUGUUCAAACAUGUGUGUGGGGUAUUUUGUUUAAAAUAUUUACCAUUUAUUAAUACACUAACAACUGUAUUUUUGUCGUUGUUCGGACACGUUAUAUCUUUGAUGGGAGACACCAAAUGAAUGGGACCCUGUAUCGACAACUUAAUUUUUUUGUUUAAUAUGAAUGUUUUUAAAGUGCCCAUAGCAGUUUCAUGAAGGGGGGAAGUACGUACUGAAAAGCAAGUCCAUCACAACAAAAUAUGUCUUAUGCCACUGAAAUUUCUUUCAUCAUCUUUUGAGAAUGAGUUCUAUGAAUUGGCAUUGCCACUGGCCAAUGAGUUUGCCAGUGCAAAAAUAACCUAUAACAUUAGAUAAGGCAGAGAGGCAUUAAAAUGUUGCAAAAAAGUAAUCGUUAUUACUAUAUCCAUUUUAUAGCUAUUCCUUUUAUUGUAGGACAUUUGUCUAGUCCAUAAUUUUUCUGGUGCAGGUAAAGCUGGCAAAGGCAAUUUCCUGUGAUUUUGAUGAUCUCAUGUGAUGUGAUGUAAUGACAAAUACAUAUUUAUAAUUGUGUUAAUUAGUUUAAUAUGGUUUUAGUUACACCAUCGUUUCCUUAACAAAUAUACACAUGGUUUACCCCACUUUAGGGAAGAUACCACUGUAAUAGAACCAAACACUUUUACUGUUCUGUCUUCAGUUACUAUGUUAUGGUUUUAGUCCAAAAAAUGUGUAUUGCCAUGUAUUCAAUAAAUAUUUUAUAGAACCAUUCCCCCUUUGGCUUUGUGUUUUUUGCUUAUGUUUGAUCAAUCCAAACAUUAUCGAAGUCCUAAUUUGUUAGGAAUUACAAUGGUCGCACUUGCAACAGAUUUACAGUAAUUGUAAAUAAGAAUGAGGCUGACAAGUUGGCUGUCGGUUUCUUGGUGCUAGUAAAUGACAACGGGGCGUCCAUUGUAGGUGCUGUUCUGGGGGCAGAUCAUUCCCCACUCCAAUUGCCCCUGGCAUCAUUCGAAUGUUGCCUUUAUAUACACGAUUAUGAAAUGUACUGGAAGGAAGCCAGUAAAAAUUAUGAACAAUUGCACUAGCUUGGUGCAUCAAUUUACAUUCACAACCCGCUUCUUAGAAGUGUACACAUUGUUCCAGAAUU